AUGGUGAAGUUCCUGAAGCCUGGCAAGGUGGUCAUCCUGCUGGCUGGCAGGUACGCCGGCUGCAAGGCGGUCAUCGUCAAGUCGUACGACGACGGCACCGCCAGCCGCAACUACGGCCACGCCAUGGUCGUCGGCCUGAGCAAGCCGCCGCGCAAGGUGACGAAGCGCCAGGACUCCAAGACCCAGGCAGCCAAGGCGCGCAUCAAGACGUUCGUCAAGUGCGUGAACUACCAGCACCUGAUGCCCACGCGCUACAGCAUGGACGUCGACCUCAAGUCGGUCGCCACCGCGGAGGUCCUCGCGGACGCCUCGGACGGGAAGAAGGAGAACAAGAGCCACCGCCGGGCCGCGCCCUCGAAGCGGGUCCUCGCGAACAAGGAGGCCAAGAAGGUGCUGGAGGACCGGUUCAAGCUGGGCAAGAACAGGUGGUUCUUCACGAAGCUCAAGUUCUAA
Molecule: messenger RNA, 453 nt
Organism: Pedinophyceae sp. YPF-701
Lineage: Eukaryota; Viridiplantae; Chlorophyta; Pedinophyceae
Source: the annotation of a GenBank genome assembly